AUGGCCAGAACUCAUGUCGACGGCCGUGAGCCGACUCUGGAAGACACAAUGAGCACCAUCGCCAGGCAGGCCCUGCAAAUCACCCACUUAGAGGACGAGAAUGCCUCCUUACGCAACCAGCUGGCAGAAUAUCGGGUGGCUCGUACAUCUGUGGGAGUCUCCGAUCCGAGCGACGAGCAAGUCCAUCCGGCAGCACUAGGAAUGUAUUCUUCAGAGCAAUAUGGAGCCAUGAUGAAGGAGCUCAAAGACCUUUCAUCUCGAUUCGAUGAUCUCCAGUCCAAACAUGCUGGAUGUGAAGAAACUAUGAAGAGGUAUCUGGACAAAUGCAAGGAGUACAAAGACUACGCCAAAGGUUGGAAGGAGUGGAAGGAUAGAGAGAUGGCCAAGAAGAAUCUUGCGGACUUAGCGCCUGCGCAGCGCCACGAGAUACUCUUGACCAAGAAGCACCAUGCAGGAUUCGACCGACCUCAACAAGGGAGCGACGAUGCUCUCGAACCUCCACUCACACCCGUGAGUCUUCCAGAGGCUGGCGUUGAGCAAGGAGCUGCUUUCAGAGCUAAGACUAACUUUCCUGCCUUUCCCUCGAGCCCUCCUCCGUUGUCUCACAAAGACGCGCCGCGGCCGUCAUCGGGAUUGGGGGUUCCUCGAGUUACUUCAAGCCAGACAACCGUGGAUGACACACCAGCAGAGGAGACAACUAUUUCUCCACAUGGCGAAGAUGCUAGUAGCGACAACGAGCCUGUCUUUGUGUCUGCUCGGUCACUGAAGCGUAAAGGCGGCGUCUCUGGACAAGACGAACGGCCUGCGCAGCGUAUCAAACAGGAGCCCAAAUCGCAAGAAAGACCGAUCGAGCUCACAAGCAGCCCACAAAGGAUACCUGAGCGUACUGUGCAUCAUCAAAUUUCGGAUUUAGAUGCCGUGGGAACACGGAUGAUCACACCACGCAAACCUCAACGGAUCAGUGAAAUUCGAGAGCGGGCAUCUUCUGAAGAAGCAACCAGAGCUCGACCGAGCUUGAACAGGAAUGCGUCGUCAUACUCGGAAGGUGAUGAGCCUGUCCAAGAUGCUCUCACAGCUGAGCAUCAUCCGAAGCCUGAUCACCACAAAGGCCCCUUGAACUCUGUUACACGACGGCAGAGCCACAGUGGCAACCAACACCUUGUCAAUGCACCUUUAAGGCCGAUCAGUGUCAAUGUGCCAACUGCAUCUCGCACAUCGGGUCGUCCAUCGAAUGGCAAGUCCAAAUUAAGACGCACAGGAGCGAAGGAUAAGAUCCGGCUGCUGUCGGAGGAUGGCGAGGAGUCUAGUCAAGCCGCCCCUGACGACCAAGCUGGAGAGGCCGAUGACAAUCGCCUCGAAAACCUGCUGAACGAGCCUCCUCCAGAGAGGACGCCUACGCUUGCCCGUCGUCCUCAGCAACCUGUUACGAUAAGUCGCAAAACUCGGCAAGCUCCCACCAUAGCCAGCAUACCCACACCUGAAUCAGUCAUCAAGCGGCCCUCCCCCCAGAAACUAAGACGGAGCCCACUAAAACGUCUUCGCCAGCACCAGAACUCUCCACCGCCUCUCCGGCCUGAAGAUGAGUCUUUGCGGAGCAAACAUGUGAUCAAUUUGAAGCUCGACGACUUCAAGAUCAAUCCGAAGUACAUGGGAACUACGCACGCAUUCACAGACACGCUCCGAGGAAGGGACGCACGAAGGAACUUGCAUGCUUGCACACGACCUGACUGUUGUGGUGGAGCUCUUCAGAAAGUCAUUGCGAUGGGCGGGACUGAAUUGACUGGCAAGACGGACGCCCAGGCCCUUGAAGCAUUCCUUGGAGAGGACUGGCGAGAUCAUAUGGGCGGAUACAGUGCCGAGAAGAGGAAGGAAAUCACUACGCAAGCGCACGUAUUUGUACUCGCGAAUCAACACGGAAAGCACAAGUCUGCUUUUGAACGACGGAGCACUCCGCCAGGCUUUUGGGAUACAGAUUUUCCCACGACACAGCAGAUAGAAGAGAAUCGGAAACAGGCCGACGAGAUGGAAAGGAGGCAGGUCGAAGAUCGAUGGCGGGAAGCGAUGCGUGAAGGAGGACGAUGGCUCUUCAGAGACGAGUAG
Messenger RNA from Zasmidium cellare ATCC 36951, 2100 nucleotides. RefSeq lists its product as uncharacterized. The record is from RefSeq and is a predicted model, not a curated record. The transcript has a single exon. NCBI's taxonomy places the organism in Eukaryota, Fungi, Ascomycota, Dothideomycetes, Mycosphaerellales, Mycosphaerellaceae. The coding region runs from base 1 to 2100 and encodes 699 amino acids. Gene Ontology annotation, biological process: DNA repair.